This is a messenger RNA of Leptopilina heterotoma, 566 nucleotides long. RefSeq lists its product as uncharacterized. The record is from RefSeq and is a predicted model, not a curated record. The coding region runs from base 9 to 413 and encodes 134 amino acids. NCBI's taxonomy places the organism in Eukaryota, Metazoa, Arthropoda, Insecta, Hymenoptera, Figitidae. The transcript has 3 exons.
UUGAGUCUAUGGGAGACUAUAAUGAAUAUUAUAAAAAUCAAAUACAGCAAAAGUUUGGGUAUCGCCCCCAAAUUUGGACAUUUUUAAAAUCUUUGGCGACAUACGUGUGCAGUUUAAAGAUGGACUACGACAAGAGAACAAAAGGUUACUAUAAUUUUCGUGUCACACCAAAUAUAGUACAGCAAAAGAAAAGCAGUCAACUCGAGAACUUAUGGAAAAAUCUUACAUUAAUCACGAAUCAACAGCCAGAUAAGGAUUAUCUGCAACAAUUUGCAAAUAUCUGUAUUCGCGAAAGAUUGGAAGAAUUAAUCUUUAUCAACAAUAAUGAAAUUUUUAAUCACAUGGAGAAAAAUGGAAAAAUGAUUUAUGCAGUCAGUGUAGUACUCCUUUAUAGAAUAAUAUGUGACAGAUGACUGAUUCCGAAGAUGAUGGAAUGGAUAAUGAUAACUAAGUCGAAAACCAGCAGAGAAACCAAGUCGAAAAUCAGAAGCAAAAUCAAGUCGAAAACCAGGAGCAAAACCAAGUUGAAAAUCAGGAGCAAAACCAAUUCGAAAAUCAGAAGCAAA